Magnolia sinica is the source of this 2025-nucleotide messenger RNA. RefSeq names its product protein DETOXIFICATION 45, chloroplastic-like. Gene Ontology annotation, cellular component: membrane. Lineage: Eukaryota; Viridiplantae; Streptophyta; Magnoliopsida; Magnoliales; Magnoliaceae. The record is from RefSeq and is a predicted model, not a curated record. Gene Ontology annotation, molecular function: xenobiotic transmembrane transporter activity; antiporter activity. The transcript has 14 exons. Gene Ontology annotation, biological process: transmembrane transport. The coding region runs from base 63 to 1850 and encodes 595 amino acids.
CUUUUCUUUUGUGCGGUGAUACCUUAGGUGGGUCCGUCAAUCUGAAGCAAUAAUUACUUACAAUGGAGGUUAUGCAAAUACAGAGCUCACUCUCUAAUGGAUUGGCAACUAAUAUGUGUGAAGGGAAGGCAAAGAAGAAAAUGACUGGAUCCUUUGCUACUCAACCUUUAGUUGAAAGCAAUUCUCUAACUCUAACAUCUAAGAGUGGAAUAAAUGCUGCCAAUGUCAUAAGACAUUCUCAUCUGUCAAAUGAGUGUUUGAAUUCGAAGCUGUUCUUUUCAACUGAGACUGCCUGCAGAAAGCGUGUUUUGCAUGUGAUCAAUUGUCACUCUUCAUCAAGUUAUGGCAUAGACGCACAUGAUGCAGAGGACAGAUUCACUCCAAAGAAAAGCCAUCUUCUUGGAAUUUUGAUUAAAUACAUUACUGAGUUACUAGGUGGUGGACCAGGUCCUGGAAGUGUCAAAGUUGAGGUCUUAAUGCUUGCUUUACCAGCAAUUGCUGGACAAGUGGUUGAGCCCUUGGCACAACUGAUGGAGACAGCUUAUAUUGGUAGAUUAGGUCCUGUGGAGUUAGCUUCAGCUGGUGUUUCAGUGUCAAUCUUCAACAUUAUAUCAAAGCUAUUCAAUAUUCCUCUCUUGAGCAUCACAACAUCCUUUGUGGCUGAAGAUCUUUCAAGAAAUGCCAGCAGAGAAUCCAUCACAGAUAGGGGUUUUCUUGAAGAGAACAAUGAGAGAAAAUCACAUUUUGAUGAUAUAAUGGAAAGAAAGCAACUACCCUCUGUUUCUACUGCCUUACUUUUAGCAUCUGGAAUCGGUAUCAUUGAAGCUUUAGCUAUGUACUUCAGAGCUGGAAUGUUUAUCAACAUGAUGGGCAUAUCAUCAGCUUCACCUAUGUUCAGUCCAGCACAACAAUUUCUAUCAUUGAGAGCUCUUGGUGCUCCUGCGGUUGUAGUUUCUCUGGCCACACAAGGCAUCUUCCGUGGUUUUAAGGAUACAAAAACACCUUUGUUUUGUGUAGGAGUGGGUAAUCUUUCAUCCAUAUUUUUACUUCCUGUACUAGUGUAUUUCUUUCGCUUGGGUAUCACCGGUGCUGCCAUUGCAACUGUGUCAUCUCAGUAUAUUAUGACAUUUUUGCUCAUUUGGUUUCUUAAAAAGAAGGCAGUAUUAUUGCCUCCCAAGAUGGAAAAUUUGCAGUUUGCUGGCUAUAUAAGAUCUGGUGGUUUUCUUCUUGGGAGAACCCUAUCAGUGCUAAUUACCAUGACGCUGGGCACAUCAAUGGCUGCUCGUCAAGGGCCGUUGGCUAUGGCAGCUCAUCAGAUAUGCUUGCAAGUGUGGUUGGCUGUAUCUCUCCUUUCAGAUGCUUUAGCUUUGUCCAGCCAGGCUCUAAUAUCAAGUUCCUAUUCAAAGGGUGACUUCAAAAGAGUGAAAGAAAUUACCUUUUUCGUACUAAAGACAGGACUCUUCACUGGUGUUUGCCUAGCUAUAAUACUUAGCGCAUGGUUUGGCUCUUUUGCUGAAUUAUUCACCAAGGACAUGGAUGUGCUACAAAUUGUUAAAUCAGGAGUGCUGUUCGUGAGUGCCAGCCAGCCCAUCAAUGCUCUGGCUUUUGUUUUUGAUGGUCUACAUUAUGGUGUUUCAGAUUUCUCAUAUUCAGCUUUCUCCAUGAUGCUGGUUGGAGCAGUAUCUUCUGCAUUUUUGUUUUUUGUUCCUUCAGUUUUUGGUCUUAAAGGAGUUUGGGCAGGUUUGGCUCUUUUCAUGAGCUUGCGAAUGGCUGCAGGUAUUAUGAGAUUAGCAUCAAAAACCGGUCCCUGGUGGUUCUUGCAUGACUCGCAGAAAACUCAGGAAGCCUAGAUUUCAGCAUCUGUUCUCUUCCCGGUCUUCCAUUUUUGUUCAUCUGGUGUGGCAUAAUGAUCAAAAUUUAUAAGAAUAGACUGCCUUGAGUCCAUGUUGAGUCUGAAGUUGCCAUCUUCCACUGUAUUUAUCCAUUUCAGUCAUAUUGUUACUGAAGCUUAGCCACUGUAAUUUA